Messenger RNA from Fusarium keratoplasticum, 1497 nucleotides. RefSeq lists its product as uncharacterized. The record is from RefSeq and is a predicted model, not a curated record. Bases 1 to 1497 code for a protein of 498 amino acids. NCBI's taxonomy places the organism in Eukaryota, Fungi, Ascomycota, Sordariomycetes, Hypocreales, Nectriaceae. The transcript has 2 exons.
AUGCCGACCACCAAACCCAACGCGCCGACCUCCGAGGCUGAUGGUCCCCACGACAACAUCGACACGAUCCGCAUCCCAGAGCCCCAUGGGGCAUAUCUCCAGACCCGUGGCGCAAGAGCUGCUCGUCGCAUAUACAAGGCCAUGGGUGUCUGGCCUUGGGACAUAGUCCCCGAGGCGCCCCCAAAGAUGUGGGCCAUUAACCUGCUCGAGGACCUGGCGCUGGUCGCGGAUCAUGUCGCGAGGAAUCCCGGAGACACCUUGGAGGAUCUCCAGGGGGAGCUGCGAAAGUCCCUAGCGCGCGACCGGAAACCUUCCUAUGCUGGUAAAUUGAUGGCGCAGGAUGUCCAUGCAGCAAAGAAGCGUUUCGUGCGAACAAUCCCACAAUCGCCAACUCGAGAUCUCCAAGAUGAUGGGACUGGCGAUGACAGCGGCACCGUCGAGCGACGAUCAGGACGACGACGAAGAACGACAAACUACAGCGCCCCAGACUCGCCCACCGAUCCUUCUCGAUCGCGUCGCCAUACUUCCUCAGAGGAAAGCGAGGAGCACAUGGCUUCAUCCAUUACUGUUGCCUCCGAGUUUCCUCCAUCUCCUCCUCUUCCUCGCAGUGUCAGAACGCUCAAGCGACCGGCUACCACGAUACCCAGUCCGAUAGAGAAGCGCAUCCGCCACAGCUCGCCAGAAGGCUCGCGCUUGUCUGCUGCGCAGAGUUUGAUGAUGUUCAGUUCCCCAAUGGCUACUUACCAAAUGGCUACAUCUUUUGGCCCGAACGCUACAUCUAAUGCGACUCGGUCCCUCGAUGCCAGCAAUCUCUACGAGCCCCUCCAGUCCGCGACAAAUGUCUACACCGCGGCCAUCGAUGGCUACGUCCGGUCAAUACGCGCUAACCUCGCUGUUGCCCAAAAGGAGAUAUUUCCACAUCGAACCACACACCAGGAGGCCAUGAGCAAGCUUCGCGCAGCUCAGGAUCGGGUGCAGGAUAUACAGAACGACAUCGCAGACUCGCAAGAGAAGCUGCGCAGACUUCUCGAGGAAACUGCUCAGCAAGACGCGAUUGCACCCCAACUCCAUGCCCUCCAGGAGAACAACAUGUCUCUGCCGCCCGAGAUUGCACAGGCGAUACAGAGCUAUGACUCACGGAGGGCAGCUAAGAACGAGGAGGUCAAGAAGCAAGAGGCGACAAUAGGUGCACAACAGGCAGAGCUAAAACGGGCGGCGGAAGAUCUGGAUGCAGCAGAGAAGAACUCCACGGGCCUCGAGACAGACAUCCAGGAUCUCCAGGCGGCCGUCACACGCGGCACCGAGGCAGCAAGACUGGCCAACAUGUUUGGCGUCGUGGUCCAGCUGGGACCAGAGGGCCUGGCGGCCAUCGAGCGGAUAUACCCCGAGAUUGGUUCACUGCUUGACUCGCUGCUCGCUUCAAAGAGCAACGGUCAGCAGCAGCAGAACCACCAGGUGCAGGAGAUUGUGGACAGGGAGCGGACUAAUGGAUUGUGA